Molecule: messenger RNA, 1440 nt
Organism: Tilletiaria anomala UBC 951
Lineage: Eukaryota; Fungi; Basidiomycota; Exobasidiomycetes; Georgefischeriales; Tilletiariaceae
Product: protein phosphatase 2A regulatory subunit PR55
Exons: 6
Coding region: 1-1440 (479 amino acids)
Biological process (GO): peptidyl-serine dephosphorylation
Cellular component (GO): protein phosphatase type 2A complex; cytosol
Molecular function (GO): protein binding; protein phosphatase regulator activity
Source: RefSeq, a predicted model, not a curated record
AUGGAGAAGGAAGGCGAUAACUCGGGGGGUUGGCGAUUCGCGCAGUGCUUCGGUGACAAAGGGGAGGUAGAGGACAUCACAGAGGCGGACAUCAUCUCCACUGUCGAGUUCGAUCACACUGGCGACUACUUGGCUACAGGAGAUAAAGGUGGACGAGUGGUUUUGUUUGAACGAAACGAAUCGAAGAAAGGCUGCGAGUACAAAUUCCACACGGAGUUCCAAUCGCACGAGCCAGAAUUCGACUACUUAAAGAGUUUAGAGAUCGAGGAGAAGAUCAACAAGAUCAAAUGGUGUAGACGACAAAAUGCGGCACACUUUUUGCUCAGCACAAAUGACAAAACGAUCAAGCUGUGGAAGGUAUUUGAAAAGUCGCUACAGGUUGUUGCAGAGAACAAUCUAUCAGACGGCUUCCGCACGUCGCAGCAAGCGCAUGCGGCGAAUAUCGGGGCGAUACAUCCAUCGCUGAUGGACAUUCCACAGCCGGUGAUAGGCAGCGGGACACAUCUUCGCUUACCGCGGCUGACGCAUCACGAUACCAUCAUCGCUGCUGUACCACGAAAGAUCUACGCCAACGCGCACGCCUACCACAUCAACAGCAUCAGUGUCAACUCGGAUGGGGAGACGUACAUCUCUGCGGAUGACCUGCGGAUCAACCUGUGGAACUUGAACAUCAGCGAUCAGAGCUUCAAUAUUGUCGAUAUCAAGCCCGUCAACAUGGAAGAGCUCACGGAGGUCAUCACCGCUGCCGAGUUCCACCCUGUCAACUGCAACAACUUCGUCUACUCGAGCUCAAAGGGAACGAUCAAGCUUGCCGACAUGCGAGACUCGGCUCUGUGCGACCAGCAUGCGAAGCAAUUCGAGGAGGAGGAAGACUCGUCGAGCAAAUCGUUUUUCAGCGAGAUCAUCAGCAGUAUCUCCGACGUCAAGUUCAGCCGAGACGGGCGGUACAUCCUCUCUCGCGACUAUCUUACGUUGAAGAUCUGGGACGUGAAUAUGGAGAGCAAGCCGGUCAAGACGAUCCAAAUCCACGAACACAUCCGCUCCAAGCUGUGCGACCUGUACGAGAAUGACUCGAUCUUUGACAAGUUCGAGGCGCUGUGGGGGCCAGAUAACAGCAAGGUGCUCACGGGCAGCUACAACAACUACUUCCACAUCUUUGACAAGGACGCGGAAGAAGGGAGCAACGGCAUCGUGCUGCAGGCGGACAAGAGCGCGUUCAAGGCGAAGAAACUGGCCGGCGCCAAAGGUAAAGGGUGGAAGAACCACGGCGCCGGAGCGGUCACCAACAUCAACGUGGACAAUGUCGACUUUAACAAGAAGAUCCUGCAUGCCAGUUUUCAUCCACGGGAGAACACGAUUGCGAUCGCGGCCACCAACAACCUGUUCAUCUUCUCUGCGCUCAACUCUUCUUCCGGCGCGUCGAAUCAAGCAACGGCAUGA